AUGGGAUUUGAAGAGAAAUGGGUGGACUUAAUCAAGGCUUGUGUGGAAACAGUGAGUUAUUCAUUGAUGAUAAACAGAACUCCUCAGCAACCUUUUCACCCUUCUAGAGGAUUAAGACAAGGGGAUCCUCUCUCCCCUUAUCUUUUUAUCCUUUGCUCAGAAAUACUUGGCAGGAUACUGAACAAAGCUGAGGAGAAGGGUUAUAUUUCUGUAUAUUUCAGCAGGAACACAAGAAUUGAAGCCAAGGAUGCUAUCUUGUCAGGUGUUAGGCUGAGUGAAGCUAGAUCCUACGAGAAAUACCUUGGCCUCCCCUCAUAUGUUGGAAGACAGAAAGUGGCAGCCUUCAGACCAAUCUUGGAGUCCAUAAGAAAUAGGAUGAGCAAUUGGAAGUGGGGCAGUAGGGAAGAGAAGACAAAAACUCAAUGGAUUCCUUGGAAACAAAUGGGUAAAUCUAAAAGGGAGGGAGGAUUAGGCUACAGGGACUUUGAAGACUUUAAUUUGGCCCUUCUUGCAAAGCAAGGGUGGAGGAUCAUUCAAAAUCCGUCUUCCCUAGCAGCAAGAGUUCUUAAAGCAAAGUAUUUCUUCAAAUCUGAUUUUUUAAAGGCCAAAGUUGGAAGCAAUGUUUCCUUCCUGUGGAGAAGCUUUUUGGAAGCAAGACCAAUCCUACAAGAGGAACUAUUUUGGAGGAUCGGUAAUGGGGAUUCUGUUAACAUAUGGACAGACAAAUGGCUUCCUAGACCAUCUUCUUUCAAGGUGCAAUCUCUCCUUAAAGCAGAAUUUGCUGCCAGUAAGGUGUCUGCACUAAUUGAUUCAAGCUCGGGGGCAUGGAAAAUGGAUACUCUAAGAGAGGUAUUCAGGCAUGAGGAAGUGGAAGUAGUGUGUAGAAUACCAAAGUUGAAAGUGAGGGAAUUGCCUUUCAAAGAGUUGUGUAAAGAUAUUUUUGAUGUUCUGGAUGAUCACAGUACUGUUGUAUUUGCUGAAACAGUUUAUAUGAUCUGGAGGAGGAGGAACAACUUUGUGUUUGAAAAUAGGUUUAUGGACCCGAAUGAGCUAGUGAAGACUACAAAUCAAAAAGCUGACUGGGAUGCCUCAGUGGAUAGGAUCAAGAGCAGAAUUGGUAUUGGGGUGAUUAUUAGAGAUUGGAAUGGAGUGGUGGUAGCUACUCUCAAACAUCAAAGGGAGUCUUUUCCAAACUCGGUUGUAGCAAAGACUUUAGGGGCUCUAAAAGCAGUUUCUUUGUGCCAACAAUUACUUCUAGAUAGAGUCAUCCUAGAGGGGGAUGCUAAAGUAGUGGUAGAUGAUAUAAACUGUGAUGUAGUCAAGUGGAACUCGGGUGGGAUGAUCAUCCAAGACAUCAAGCAUAAGCUCAGCUCGAUGGGGGAGUGGUCUGUACAGUUUAUACCAAGGAACAUUAAUACAAUAGCUCAUAUACUAGCUAAGGAUGCACUCAAACUCUCUUAG
This is a messenger RNA of Carya illinoinensis, 1461 nucleotides long. RefSeq lists its product as uncharacterized. The transcript has 5 exons. The coding region runs from base 1 to 1461 and encodes 486 amino acids. The record is from RefSeq and is a predicted model, not a curated record. NCBI's taxonomy places the organism in Eukaryota, Viridiplantae, Streptophyta, Magnoliopsida, Fagales, Juglandaceae. Gene Ontology annotation, molecular function: RNA-DNA hybrid ribonuclease activity; nucleic acid binding.